Amoebophrya sp. A25 is the source of this 180-nucleotide messenger RNA. The record is from the annotation of a GenBank genome assembly. NCBI's taxonomy places the organism in Eukaryota, Dinophyceae, Syndiniales, Amoebophryaceae.
CCUCCAGUCGUGCCGUCAUGCGGACAGAACAAGCGUCCUUUUUCCCUAAACAAGAACAACAUCCCUAGCUUCCCACAAGAGAUGAUGUACGGGCGUUGCGCUCGUGUGCGUGCGCAUGGUAGCUCUUUCCCCACUCGAUGUAACCGAGACGCAUUGUGCUCUAUCGCUUACCCAUCUUCG